CUUGCAUCACAGAUAAUGGUCUAUUCGCGAGAUUAAUGUCAUACGGUAUUUGUAAACAUUAAACUCCGUGAAAGUGUCCACCGUGAUUGCGGCUUUGUUUAGUUGCGUCGUGUCAUUUUUCUACUAAUAACCAACCCAUAGUGGUGCGAUGGAACCAUCCAAUGUUGAAACGCAUAUACUACCGCGCCUGCCCACGGAAAUUUUGGUGAUCAUUUUCCAACAUUUGCCCAUGUCUGACUUGGCCAAGGUGAGACUUACUUGUCACCACUGGUAUGACACUGUUUGUCACACUUCAUCACUUAUGGAAAGAUUUAUGUUGUCGUUCAAAAACUGCCGCUUGUACGAAGGCUGUGAACAGAGCCGAAUAUUAUCAAAAACGAAGAGUAACUAUUCUAAGGCUACACUGAAGGCGGUGGCUAUCGAAGAUGCGGAUACCUUAUGGCGAACACUGGGUCGAAAUCUUCAGGAUCUCACGCUAAACGACUGUUCCAUUUCGGGGGACACGAUGGUACAAAUGCUGAGACUUACACCACAACUCAAAUACUUUGCUCUGAAAACUACUAAGUUCGAGGAAUUUCGACUUCAAAAUGUCACUGUAGACUUCCGAUUGGCUAAACUAGAGACACUCACUCUGCGAUCCAUUUUCGUUUACGAUGAAUGCUUCGAUAUGUUUAUGAAAAUCUGCCCACGGUUGAAGGUUCUGAAGCUGAACUACUCUUCCUUCGAAGGAUGGGGUGAAAAACUUGUCCAAUUUGUGCAAAUGGUGCGGAGUUCAUUGGAGGGAAUCAACUUAAGUUAUACCAAAGUUGGUGCAACUCUAUUACAUAAAAUUUCAACUAUCGAACGGUUGAGGUUGAAGAAAGUUUCACUUAAAUCGAGCUACGAUUUGAAACAACGGGACAUUAUCCAAUUAAGCAGGGUUCAACCUUCGAUAGUGCAUCUAAACAUCGAUAAUCUAUUUCCGGCGGAUGAUCAAAUACUUGGUGAAAUUAGUCGAAACCUGCCCAAUAUGAAGCGCAUUAAAUUGCACAUCUGUCGUGUUCAUAACUUGCAGCAGUCGUUUUUGUGUAAUAUGCAGCGCUUAGAGUAUCUCAAAAUCACUGAUGCAACACACGUGGCAGGUAAUCUGGAUCUUAGUGCUUACGAGAACGCCAACCUCGAGAAAUUAUACGUUUCGGCGGCUACAUUUUCGCGGAACACAUUACCACGAUUUUUCGAAAAGACUCCCAACAUUCGAAGCCUAACACUGUAUCAAUGUUCGUAUGAAAACAUCCACGAUUUGCAGCUCUCGUUUGCUUUUCUGAAGUCAUUGGAAUAUCUGAACCUGCAGCGCACGUUUGAUAUCGACGACAGUUUCUUCAGUAGAACCGUGUUCGACAGUGUCAACAUGCCGUUCGAGCGCAUUAGAUUCUACCCGGUGACUAAUCUGAACAAGCUGUGCUAUUUGAAUUUAAGCCGCUGUAGAGAUCUUUCCGAUGAAACAUUAGUAGCAUUGAGUUUCUCCCGGUUGAAAAAGAUAGAUCUCCGAGGGCUCAACAUCACUGCCUUUGGGAUCCGAGCAUUGGUUCGACAAUGUCCCCGGUUAGAGUACGUCCAUGUUGAUGCAUGCAAACGGAUUUGUGACAGUGCAGUGCAGAUGCUGUGCCGUGAUUUGAAACGGCUUAAACUGCUCAAUCUGGACGGAUGUCGAUCGAUUACGGACGUCUCGGUAGAGCACGUGAUAAAUUACGGCCGAACGCUGGCGUGGCUUAACAUGAUGAACUGUCCGCUACUGACCGAUGAUGCGAAGCAUAGAUUGGAGAAUAUGAGAAGCAUACGUUCGCUGUAUGUCUAGUAUAAUGUGAUGAGAACUAGCUCGAAUGUUGGUGGAGGUUAAUUAUUUAUUGUAGGUUCGUCGGCGCGAAUGCAAGUGUCUCGUAAAACGUGAGCACAACAAAUUUGCAUCCAAAAGCAAAUUGUUCUACCUGUGUGAUUCGAAGAGUUAUUUACAAAACAAAAAUCUUCACAAACGGUCUGAUUACUAAAAUUAUGAAAUUUUAAAACCGUUUUAGAUUGGUGGCAUUCUGUUUGGUCCAGACCAUUAUCGUGUAUAGCAAAAUUUAAAUCCGCCGUGAAAAUAGUAAUUUGGUAUCAUGUGUUGUAGCGAAUAAAUGUAGCAUAUUACAUAACAUA
Topomyia yanbarensis is the source of this 2172-nucleotide messenger RNA. Its product is annotated as F-box and leucine-rich repeat protein 13-like. The transcript is spliced from 3 exons. NCBI's taxonomy places the organism in Eukaryota, Metazoa, Arthropoda, Insecta, Diptera, Culicidae. The coding region runs from base 149 to 1834 and encodes 561 amino acids. Gene Ontology annotation, cellular component: SCF ubiquitin ligase complex. Gene Ontology annotation, biological process: SCF-dependent proteasomal ubiquitin-dependent protein catabolic process. Gene Ontology annotation, molecular function: protein binding. The record is from RefSeq and is a predicted model, not a curated record.